GGCACGCGCACUCACUCAGUUCACCCGCACUAUCGUCAGACACACAAAACGGGGGAGGUUGCCACAUCUCGGCUGCUAAAACGUCCUCCUUUCAUCUGACACACAUCUGCUUUCAUUUCCCCUUAAGUUAAACAUCGCUUCGUCGUCUGAAUGGCCAUGCGAGUCUUCGCGCCUGUUCUUUAUUUAUCCUCGCGUACCGUUCGUUUCUGUUUCCGCUGGUCAUGAAGCUAAACGGCAGCUAGCUUAGCAGCAUCGCUACUCCCCGAAGCUGGAGAGAAAGUGGCCUGACAAUUUAAUCCAUGAAGAAACCUUUCAGGACCAGCUCUUAGAUGUCUCUAAACCGUUAUAAACCAGCCAAGACGACACACCAAGGGUACUUUCGGGCGAAAGACAAGCACGGCUGCUGAGCUACACGAGUGGAAAAAGCAGGAGGGCAGCUGAAGUGAAAGAAAACACAGACAUACCUGUGAUGGCAAACGAGCCGGUUAUUUUGAACGUCUAUGAUAUGUACUGGAUCAAUGAGUUCACUACUUCUCUGGGAAUUGGAGUCUUUCACUCAGGAAUUGAGAUCUAUGGCAGAGAGUUUGCCUACGGAGGACACCCUUACCCUUUUUCAGGUAUAUUUGAGAUAACACCCGGUGAUGCAACAGAACUCGGAGAGACAUUCAAGUUCAAAGAGGCCAUCGUUUUAGGCAGCACAGACUUCACAGAAGAGGAUGUGGAGAGAAUAGUGGAGGAAAUGGGGAAGGAAUAUAAGGGUAACGCCUACCACCUUAUGCACAAGAACUGCAAUCACUUUUCCUCAGCACUAUCAGAGAUCCUCUGUGGUCGGGAGAUCCCGCGCUGGGUGAACAGGCUGGCCUACUUCAGCUCUUGUGUGCCCUUCCUGCAGAGCUGUCUGCCAAAAGAGUGGUUGACUCCAGCGGCCCUACAGUCCAGUGUUAGUCAAGAGCUCCAGGGCGAGCUGGAAGAGGCGGAGGAUGCAGCAGCCUCAGCCUCGACGCCUUCCUGUGCCGUGGCACCCGUUCCCAGGCCUACCCGACAUCAACCACGUCGAUGAACCCUGAUGCCUUGAUUGACAGGCCAUCUCUAUUAGAGCUGGACCACAGCAUGUGCUGCCAAUAGACCCCAAACCCCCUUACCUGAAAGACUAGCAGUUCACCAGCGGAAUAGAUGAGACCCACCGUUUGUGUUAACACAGAUUUAUGCUCCAGUGACCACCAUGAGCCUAUCAAACUUGUUUACUGUAAAACCUGACAUGUGUUUGUCUUGAUUUUGCCUUUUUAUGUUUUGUUUUAAAAACUCAGGACUUGGAUACAUUACAGUUUUUUAUUAUUUUUUUCAUUCUUUUUCUCACGCUGGAGAUGCCCGCUAGCCUUCCCCCCCUUAUUCCUACAGAAAGCGCCUAGUCGAUGUUUUUAUUGACAUUUGUUUACAGAUUUCUUGUGUUCUAAUCCUUGUGUGUGAAUGUGUUGUGUGUGUGAUGAUUACAAAAGCCAAAUCUUCAUACUUUUGUAAUGACACACAUCUUACACUUUGGUGACUGUGCCUGAAGAUUUUUACCGUUUUGUGCUCGGCGAGCUCUGCACUCUUUCUCUACAGUUUUCUACCUGUGUGGUCUGCUUCCGAGCAGCAGACACCUUAUCCUACGAAACCUUCCUCGGAUGUUUUACACCUUUUUAGUUUUUAGAGGUCUUCUAUGUAUUUCAAACAACAUUUGUAUUCCAUUUUAUGAUUAUUAAAGAAGAUAUACAACUUUC
Misgurnus anguillicaudatus (oriental weatherfish) is the source of this 1760-nucleotide messenger RNA. RefSeq names its product desumoylating isopeptidase 2 (gene desi2). NCBI's taxonomy places the organism in Eukaryota, Metazoa, Chordata, Actinopteri, Cypriniformes, Cobitidae. The record is from RefSeq and is a predicted model, not a curated record. Gene Ontology annotation, biological process: protein deubiquitination. Gene Ontology annotation, molecular function: deubiquitinase activity.